Messenger RNA from Fonsecaea nubica, 1581 nucleotides. RefSeq lists its product as hypothetical. Bases 1 to 1581 code for a protein of 526 amino acids. Lineage: Eukaryota; Fungi; Ascomycota; Eurotiomycetes; Chaetothyriales; Herpotrichiellaceae. The record is from RefSeq and is a predicted model, not a curated record. The transcript has 4 exons.
AUGCUCGCGCCUCGGAUUGUUGCUGUUCUGCUCAUGGUAAAGGUGACUACGUGCACUAUAUCAUUGUCAGUCGCCCCUCCGCAGAAUGCUAGCAAGCCCCUUCUUGAGUCCUUUGUCUCGUACUCGAUUGAGUUUUCAUCUUUUCCGGAUUUCGCAGGGAAUAUCAGUCAUCCGAACAACUUUUCAUACAACCUGUUGAAUAAUUUGCGUGACCUCCAAGGAUCUUAUCCCAUCGUCCGAGUUGGCGGGAACACAGAGGAUUACGCCGCUUUCAAUGCUUCACAGAAAGCCGCCCUAAUUGGCACCUUCAACUUCACAAGAUCGAGAGACUACCCAACAACAAUAUCCAUCGGCCCGAACUACUUCGACUCUUACUCUACCUGGCCAGGGGUUACGUAUAUCCAUGGUUUCAACAUGGGAAAGAAUGGGUCCAUCGGCUAUGAAACGUUGAUAGGGACUGCUCCACUUGUUUGUAAGGCCCUGGGGACCACCAAGACUGCUUAUUGGGAAGUGGGAAACGAGCCGGAUCUUUACAAGACCAGUGCCCAAGGGCCAGUGAGACCAAGUUGGUGGAAUGAGACGGAUUACGUCCAAGAAUGGCUCAACAAAACCCGCACUAUCCGACAGCUGGUGCAGCAGAAUUGUCCGGAGAUCAUCAGUCAGGGGAAGUUCAAAUUCUACGCCCCCAAUUUUGCGGGAACUUCAAAUAGUUUGAACUUGAUCACCACCUGGCAAGCAGGGUUGGACGCCGACAACAAUAUUGCUUUCAUCGACAGCCACAAUUAUAUUGGUGGUGCGACUCAACCGGGUGUGACUCUCCAGGGCACCUUGAUGAACCACACUUCGACCGUCUUGUCCGUUAGCAAACACCUGAACGAAUCGAGUCUUCUCGCCUACACGGGGCUCCCAUACAUUCUGGGAGAGACAAAUAGCCUGUACAAUGAAGGUGCACCAGGCCUGUCUAACUCUUUCGGCGCAGCUCUGUGGGGCGUGGAUUUCAACCUCUACUGCGCCGCAACCGGUAUUGCUCGAGUUCACAUGCACCAAGGCACCAAUUAUAGGUACGCUUCGUGGCAGCCGAUCCCGACCGUCAACGAGAGCUUGGGCACAAAGGCGCCGUACUAUGGUAACAUUAUGGUAGCCACUUUUCUUGGGGAUUUGACCGAAAACAACGUCAGCAUAAGUGACAUCGAACUCGGGAAUAUACAUCAAAAUGCCUAUGCGGCGUACGUCAAUGGCCGGCUAGAGAGAAUAGCCAUCGUCCAAAUGAAUGCAUACAAUUACACGUCCAGUGGCACGCAGGAACCUCGACCGUCUGAGACAUUCAGCUUUCAACUGCCAACCACCAACACUGCGUCAACCGCGAGGGGAGCUAGCGUGCAACGUUUGAUGGCAAACGGCAGCGACGCCAUCACGGGUAUCACUUUCGAUGGCUGGUCAUAUAACCACGAACUUCAGCAGGGGAAGCCGGUAAAAUUGAACAACGUCACUUCUGGAGAGGUGUUACAGAUCACGCAGGGCGGCAUACUUACGGUUACUGUGCCAUGGUCUAGUGCAGUGAUAUUGAAUCUGCAAUGGUGA